ACAACAUGAAAGGUUGUUAUAAUAUUAAUAAUUUAAUACUCAUUAUAUUACUAUUGAAAUAUUCAAUACAAUCACAAUCUAAGCAUAAUUAAAGCCCAAAGCAUAAACACGACUAAAGUGAUUCUAAGUUCUAUUUUCGAGUAACAAGAAACCUGAGCACAGAAUCUAUAAAACUAAUGAAUUAGAGAGAAAGAAAUGAAGACUUAGAGAUUAGAACUGCACAUUAACAUUAUAUUGAAACUAAACUAAAGAAAUAAGGAUAAUUAUACGGUACAGAGCUUAAUUGCGCGAGUUGUAGAGGCGAUUGACGCAACCGCACGGGGAAGGUCUCCAACAUGAGCGAGAAGAACAAAAAUGCUAUCAAAAGCAGUAGAAGCAGGAAACCAUCCAGAGCUCCCAACCUAUUGCGGAGUCCCGCCGUGGAUACUACCUUCACCAUCGACCACAUCCCCUUCAGCACCAAGAGGUUAAAGAAAGCAAUGAAGAAACCAUUCCCCUAUCCUAAGAAGCCCCGAUCCGUCCGUAUCCUGGAAGUGGUUGAUCUUACCAAUGACGACCUCACGGAGAAAAUUCCAUGGAAAACUGACGCAAAUAAUGAAACGGAGACAAGCAUCCCAUGUAGCAGGCGAAGGAGUGAUAUCCCUGCCAGGGAACUUGCUGCAGUCGUGAACAUAGGCAAACUGCUGAGUAUGACAGUCGAGGGCAUUCUGGUGUACGAAAUUGUGAUUACACUUUUCACAACUCUGCACAACUAACCAGCAAGUGCACUGGGUCGUCCAAGUAAUACUUUACGUGAGUAAGGGUCGAUCCCACGGAGAUUGUC
Arachis ipaensis is the source of this 823-nucleotide messenger RNA. NCBI's taxonomy places the organism in Eukaryota, Viridiplantae, Streptophyta, Magnoliopsida, Fabales, Fabaceae. The record is from RefSeq and is a predicted model, not a curated record.